Messenger RNA from Spizellomyces punctatus DAOM BR117, 588 nucleotides. RefSeq lists its product as uncharacterized. Bases 1 to 588 code for a protein of 195 amino acids. The record is from RefSeq and is a predicted model, not a curated record. NCBI's taxonomy places the organism in Eukaryota, Fungi, Chytridiomycota, Chytridiomycetes, Spizellomycetales, Spizellomycetaceae. The transcript has a single exon.
AUGCGCGAAGGUCAUGAGAAAAAUGUAGAAGAUGAAAGGCGCGAGAAUAUAAAGAUUGCUAGCAUACAACGUUUCCGCUCUAGACAUGGAAUCUACAAUCCUGGGGAGAGUUUGCUAGAGACAACAGGAUUGGGAACUCGGGGUACGGAUAUUUCGGCAACAAGAGACCAAUUUAACGCUCAUCGGGGACCUCAAACAGAUACUUCCCGAAAUAUAUUCUAUCAGGAAGACACACCAAGUACGGUAUCGGAAUUUAUGUUACAUCGAAGACCUGAUACUGAUACAGAUAUUGAACUGGCUAUAAAUACACCGCUACCUAUAUCUCCUAUUUCGGAUGCGAUUGUUCCCGGUUCGGCUGCCACACCUGAAAUGACAUUUUCAACUCCAAGCGACAUAACAACAAGGGUUCUUUCGUCCCCUAGUCUGGUCGAAAGAACCGACCCAAGAGAUUCUUCAAGAAAACAAGUAUUCAACCCAAGAACGGGUUUGUGGAUAUUCAAGAAUGGAAAUACACACAAGGAAUUAAAGAGGGAAUGGAGAAGUCAUGGUAAUGCUACUCCCAAAACAUGGAAACAUGUUCCUUAUUAG